GUUCCCACUCGCCUAUUUAGAAACGACCCCUUCGCCUGCCCGCGACGUUCCUUGGGUUGCUGCGCCGGAGCGGUUCUGUCGCUUGGCCCGGCGGUGCGCGCUUCUCUCCCGCUGGUCUCUCCUCUUCUCCUUCUUCUUCUUCUUCGGGAAAAAGUUUGGUGCUUUGCAUUGUGCAGGCUCGUCAGCACCUCGCCCCCUUCACACACGCACGCAUGCACGCAGCCCCCCACCGCAAAAGCAACAAGCUGGUCCUGCAGAAGUUGGGGCAACUCCAGCAGCUUCGGGGAAAGAGUUGAAGCGAUGAGGGAUUUUGCUGCCCUGCUGUGCAUCUGCAUCGGGGUUGCCUCGAGCGUGUCUCUGGAGGACUCCUUGCAAGCGAAGAGGGACGCUCCGGCAGAUGGAGGCAUUUCUCAGCUGCUAAAGCCGGAAGAACCACAGAACGUUCACAAGUGGCUAGUGAAAUUCAAUGUCCGCCCCUCUUUAGACCCAGAAGACAAAGGCUGCUACCUCACCAUUGGCCAAGAUCAGCAGCUGGAAGAUUGCAACUUCAAUGUGUCUGCUAAAAGCUUCUUCAUUAUUCAUGGAUGGACAAUGAGUGGCAUGUUUGAGACCUGGCUGGGAAGCUUGGUGUCAGCUCUGCAGGAACGGGAAAAGGAUGCCAACGUGGUGGUGGUUGACUGGCUCGCCCUCGCCCACCAGCUCUACACAGACGCUGUGAACUACACCAGAGUGGUUGGGAAAGAGGUCGCAAAGCUGCUUAACUGGUUGCAGGAGAAAGAGCACUUCCAACUCCAAAAUGUCCACCUGAUUGGCUACAGCCUCGGUGCCCAUGUAGCUGGCUAUACUGGCAACUAUGCACGUGGGACAAUAGGCAGAAUUACAGGGUUGGAUCCAGCUGGGCCGAUGUUUGAGGGAGUUGACCCCAACAGGCGCCUCUCUCCAGACGAUGCAGACUUUGUGGAUGUCUUGCACACGUAUACAAGGGAAACUCUUGGGAUCAGCAUCGGGAUCCAGAUGCCUGUGGGUCACAUUGACAUCUACCCCAACGGCGGAGACGUCCAGCCGGGAUGCAGCUUGAGCGAUGUCUUGGGAGCACUUGCUUAUGGGAAUAUCGGGGACGUUGUGAGGUGUGAACACGAACGGUCUGUGCACCUCUUUGUGGACUCCCUUGUGAACAAGGAUAAGCAGAGCUUUGCCUUCCAAUGCACGGACUCAAGCCGGUUCAGGAAGGGUAUCUGCUUGAGUUGCCGCAAGCACCGCUGCAACAGCAUUGGCUACAAUGCCAAGAAAAUGAGGAACAAGAGGAACACCAAGAUGUACUUGAAGACGCGGGCUGACAUGCCUUUCAAAGUUUUCCACUAUCAAAUGAAAAUACAUGUCUUCAGCUACAAAAGCAUGGGAGAAACAGAACCCACUUUCUCUGUUACACUGCAUGGCACCAAUGGGGAAUCCCAGCCUUUGCCUCUGGAAAUUUUUGAGCAGAUUGGCCUGAAUUACACAAACACCUUCCUAGUCUAUACCGAAGAAGAUGUUGGUGACAUUUUGAAGAUCAAGCUCACUUGGGAGGAGUCCUCUCAGUCCUGGUACAGCCUAUGGAGGGAGCUGAGAACUUACUGGUCUCAGUCUGAGAAUUCAUCCAAGGAGCUGCAGAUCAGGCGUAUCCGCGUGAAAUCUGGCGAAACUCAGCGGAAGUUCACUUUUUGUGCAGAAGAUCUCCAGAUGACCAAUAUAUCUCCUGGCCAAGAGCUCUGGUUUGUAAAAUGUCGAGAUGGCUGGCAAAAGAAGACACAAACAACAUUAGUGUGAAGGUUGCACUGAAAUUUCCUUCUUGGACAACUUUCUACGUUCAUCCGGGACCUAACCCGCAACUCAACUGCAGAAGAAACAAAAAGAUGUUGCUGCAAAGUUUCUAUUUUUUUUCUAUUUUCUUUCUUGCUAGCACUUGCAACAGCUUGCUGUUUAUGGAUGGAUGUCUUGGUCUCCAAGAAGUGUGACAAUUUGAACAAUGUUUCUAGCAAAAUCAGAACAUCACAUAUUUAUAGCUUCAGUGGCUACCCUUAAUAACUCCUCCCCUGCCACUGCAACAGCCUGUUACUAAACUGAUCCUCCUUUGGGUGGGCGAGCCUUAUGUGCCUAAAUCUAUGUAUCCUGAUGAGCAUACAUGCACAAGUUCUGUCUCUGUAUCUGAUUUUCUAAGGGCUGAUCUUCACAUUUGGGUUAGUCAUGUGGCAAAGACUCUUGGGGACUGUAUUGUUUCCAACUGCAGGAAUUGGAGUACACAUUUUGUCUCCUUUUUCCAUUCAAAAAUCUGCCUGCUUAUUCAAAACUAUAAUGUUCAAAAGAACUCUAGCACAAGGGUUCCUAAACUGUAGUCUGUGCGCUUCAUUCAGGUGGUUUGCAGCAUGCUCGUAUUAAAUAUUCAUAUUUGUUUUUAAUUGUAUUUUGUUGCUGCUUUUAUUUCUUACAUUGCAUUUUAUUGUAUUACAAACUGAAUUCGAUGAGAUGCUAUGAAAUAUAAGAAAUAAAAGAAGCAAUAAAAACAAUUAAAAAUAAAGAAGCAUCUCGCACAGCACAUAGCAAUUGCUAUAGCAGGCAGAAAAAUCAUGAAGUGGUCUGCCAAAACCUCAGCAUGUUGGGGGGAAAGUUUGGGAACUGCUGCUCUAGCACAUCAGGGAAGAACAGCAAACUAGUUUUCAACAUGCAAGGGGAUUUAUAUGUGUGUGAGGCAUACACACACACAUGCAUAGUGUGAAGCGGUACCUUUGCAGAAAUUCUCUGCCAUGUGACUUUCUUGAAUAUUGAGAUCAGCCCUGCCUGGCAUGUACGGAAGUUGAAACAUUAGCGUGACUGAUAGUGUGCGUUGAUUCAGUCAUGGUUUAUAUUGUUGUGCAGUGAUUUUGAUUGGUGAGAGUGAAGUACUAAGCACCCAAGCUUGCUUACAUGGGAGAAUGUCUGUAUGUGACUGUAUACGCCAUCAUGUGGAAAGAGACUAACAUGAAGCGGGCUGCAUACGGAGGAAGUUAAUGCCCAUCACUGUGGAGGUAGCUGCAGAUUUUUCUGUCCUACAAAAUGAUAUGGAGGAAUGUGAAAGUAUGAGUUAGCGUUUUAAGUACCUGAACCAUGGAGUGAAUAAUCCUUCAGGUGCCAGCAUUUCCUGUGGGGAAAGGAGGAGGUUACAGCCACCUCCUUUCCCCUUGAAUACGAAAACUCUCAGAUAGCUUCCUCUUAACUACUUAGCCAACACACCAGCAUUCUUGUUUUUGUAAAAAAAAAAAAAUCCAUGGGAAAAGUCAGCUCUACCUGCCCACCUUUUUUGUCCCUGAAAAAACAAGGAAGGCCACUGUUCUGUGUACAUGGAGGGAAUAGCUUGCCAGUUAAUGGUUUCAUGUUCAGCCAUGGAAUUUAAAAAAAAAAUCUAGCAAACAUUUUUACAUAAGUUCAAAACAGACUUGCAUUACAAAACUGCUUUUCUAAUGGAACAAAUGGGAUUUACAGCAAAAUGUUGCAGAGUGGAAUGCUCCUGUUCAGGUUCCAGCUAGCCAUGCCUCCUUGAGGAUACUCCAUCCCAGAAUCCAUGCCCCUUGUUUUCCAUUCCACCUUCAACGGAUACUCAGUAUUCUGUGGCCACUGGGCAUGCUCAGUCAUCAUCAGGCAUUUUGUUCUUUUGCAAACCUUGAAGCCCCACCCCCCACCCCUAGCAACAGUCUCCCUGAUGUGUAAGGGUAGGGCCAUUUUGGCUACAUAAGGAUUGGCCCUCAGAGAAUGAGUUCAUUAUUACAGAAUAUAUUAUUCUUAAACUUGCAGCCCUGUGUGUGAGUUGUGUGUGUGUGUGUGUAUGUUUAGGGCACGUCCUUUUAAAGUCAGCCAGUCAUUCCCAAAAUGCAGGCUAUCAGAGAACUGCAAGAAAGCUGUCAGAAAUGAAUUCAAUAACAACUAGAGGUUAUAACAAGUUCAAAGGACCCAGCCAAUAGAAGAGGCUGCCCACUGCAUCUCUGUAAUUUACUGUUUACUGGCAUCCUCCUCCCCAAUCAGCUGCAUGUAGGUUCCCUGGUGAAUUAGAUACGAUUGCGUGAUCCAGUCACAAACCCCAACACCAACAACUGAGCCCAAAUUACCUGUACUUAAAUAAGACCUGUUGCAUCUCUGUAGGAGUUGCUGCUCUGUCCUUCGGUAAGGAGGUACACCCAGAACAGGAACUCCUGCAGAAACAAUGUGUGGUGGACUCUGCUAUGGAUGGGUAAUUUUCUUGUUACAUACUUUUGCAUCACAUACUAAAAAUAAAUCCUUUCAGGUAUGAGUGAAGCACAUUUCCAAUUGUAAUUCAGAAAAAAAUGUGCCUUGGCUAUAAAAGUUUGUGAAAUGCUGUUUUCCAAAUAUACUACAAAAUUUCUCCAACUGGAGGGACACUCUUGCAGACAGCAAAGAGUGCUGUCAGCCCCCUCUGGAGAAGAGGAGAACCUCCUGUUAAAAAAUACUUUGCUUUGGGUACUUUUCAAUUGUUCUCUAGUCCCAUCCUGACUAAAGACAAGACUAGAAGUUUUUGGAAGUUUUGUCUUGGUCCUGCAGAACUGAAGCCCUUAGUAACUUGGCUGUGAUAUGGGUGCCACAUAUUUAUACAGUGGUCCUGAAGCUUUGUGCAGUUUAGUGUGUAUAUAAUGGGUUUUUGUAAUACUUGCCCCUCCCCUAUUUAUUUUUUUCCAGAUGUGUGAUUUUGUACAUAUGUGUAAAAAGUCUAACU
Molecule: messenger RNA, 4738 nt
Organism: Rhineura floridana
Lineage: Eukaryota; Metazoa; Chordata; Lepidosauria; Squamata; Rhineuridae
Gene: LIPG
Product: lipase G, endothelial type
Exons: 10
Coding region: 301-1806 (501 amino acids)
Biological process (GO): lipid metabolic process
Molecular function (GO): protein binding; lipoprotein lipase activity
Source: RefSeq, a predicted model, not a curated record